Messenger RNA from Amphibalanus amphitrite, 1094 nucleotides. Its product is annotated as Krueppel-like factor 6. Gene Ontology annotation, molecular function: DNA-binding transcription factor activity, RNA polymerase II-specific; RNA polymerase II cis-regulatory region sequence-specific DNA binding. The transcript has 2 exons. Lineage: Eukaryota; Metazoa; Arthropoda; Thecostraca; Balanomorpha; Balanidae. The record is from RefSeq and is a predicted model, not a curated record. Gene Ontology annotation, biological process: regulation of transcription by RNA polymerase II. Bases 345 to 1094 code for a protein of 249 amino acids.
UUGUGGUCGUGGAGUGUGGAGCUGACGGAGCCCCGGUGCGGAGUCGGGCGGCGUGGCGUGCCUUCUGCUCGGGACCUGCUGUAGCGGCGCCGGGUGGCGACCGUCGAGUGUGCUGACCCGUCGUGACCCACGGUGACCUUUGGUGACCUGCCGUGGCCGUGAGCGGUGCUCUGUGUGCGGCUGGUGCCGGCCCCGGCCGGGGGAUGUCCGCCGCUGUCUGAGCGUGCAGUGCCGCCGUGCGGGAUGUUGCGAGUUUGAGGCGUGUGACCCGACCUCGGUCCGCCCCGACCCGGUCCGUGAGCGUGCAGUGUCAGUGAGCGCGAGACUCACCCGGAGCAGCAGCCAUGGAUGUGUACCCGAGCGGCAACAUCUUCCAGGAGCUGAAGCUGGUGCUGGACAAGGGCUGCUUCCUCUCGUCGUGCUCGCUGGAAGAGCGCUGGCAACAGACAUGUUACGAGAUGGAGAAGUACCUGAAGGACGAGCCGAAGCUCAAGUCGUACAAGAAGCUGCCGUCCGAGCUGGACUCGGCGGCGGCGCGGUGGAAGUCGGAGCCGGAGCCGGACGACGGCGAGUACCUGUUCUCGUCGCGCGACUCGCUCGACUCGCUCAGCGUCAGCUCCGGCUCGUCGGCCAACUGGGAGACGGCCAGCGUCAAGACCGAGGAGCCCGAGUCGGAGAGCGACUCGGAGAUGGAGGACGCCGCCGGCCGGCUGCUGGCCCACUCGCUCACGCCGCCCUCCAGUCCCGAGUGGCCGCCGGCGGCGCGGCUGGCCGGCCGCGGCACGCUCCAGGUGCGCUUCACGUCGCGCGCCGGCGGCCUCAUCUCGUGCCUGCCGGGCCUGUCGCUCAAGGCGGGCCACGGCCGGCCGGCGCGCGCCGACUCCUCGCCAGAUGGCAAGCGGCGGAUACACAAGUGCCUCUUCUCCGGCUGCAAGAAGGUCUACACCAAGUCGUCCCACCUCAAGGCCCACCAGCGGACACACACAGGUGAGAUCGCGACCGCUGCGCAGACCGCGACCACCCACACCUUCGGCAACUUCCUAUACCCUUCCCGCAUCAAAACGUCUAUCAUAGCAAGAGGGUCGAUAGCAUAG